Messenger RNA from Megalopta genalis, 1902 nucleotides. RefSeq names its product Protein disulfide-isomerase A6 homolog CaBP1 (gene CaBP1). Lineage: Eukaryota; Metazoa; Arthropoda; Insecta; Hymenoptera; Halictidae. Gene Ontology annotation, biological process: response to endoplasmic reticulum stress. Gene Ontology annotation, cellular component: endoplasmic reticulum lumen. The record is from RefSeq and is a predicted model, not a curated record. Gene Ontology annotation, molecular function: protein-disulfide reductase activity; protein disulfide isomerase activity.
CUUUACGAUUAAACACAUUAUUUUUUGAUUUUGUGUAAUAAGAAAUAAUUUUGAAAUUAGAAAGUUGUAGUAAUUAAUUGUUUUAAUUAUCUACAAUAAGCCGCCUUAAGAACCAAUCAAAACGAUCCACGAAAAGUGAUAUCUACGUGGUUAUAAAGAGUGGGGUACUGAAUACGCUAGGAGGAGGACGUAUUCGUUGUUCGUUUCAAUUCUAUAUUGAAUCAAAGAUUGUGCAGUGAAUGAUUUCUUGAAGAUAAUUGUAAAUUAUAAAUUUUGUAAUAGUUUGUGAAGGAAAAUGCAAGCUCUUUUAGGUAUCUUGAUAUUAAUCACUGGAGCCCAUUGUUUGUACAAUUCCAAUUCAGAUGUUAUAAAACUUGAUUCAAGCAAUUUCGACAGUUUAGUACUGAAUAGUGAUAAUAUUUGGGUAGUCGAGUUUUAUGCACCAUGGUGUGGACAUUGUCAACAAUUAACACCUGAAUAUAAUAAGGCUGCUAAUGCAUUGAAGGGUAUCGUAAAAUUUGGAGCAGUAAAUGCAGAUGAACAUAUGAAUGUUGGGUCAAAAUAUGGAAUUAAAGGUAUUCCGACAAUCAAGAUAUUUGGUAUCAAUGAUAAGCCAGAAGAUUACGUUGGACCUAGAACAUCGGAUGGAAUCCUGGAUGCUGCUUUAAAUGCAAUUAAUCAAAGGGUUAGCGCUUUUCGUCGUAAAAAAGGCAAAGAUGAUUCUAAGUGGAAAGAUUCCAAGGAUGUGAUUGAAUUAACAGAUGAAAACUUUGAUGACAUAGUAAUGAAUUCUGAAGAUAUGUGGUUAGUUGAGUUUUAUGCACCUUGGUGUGGUCAUUGUAAAAAUUUGGCUCCCAUUUGGGAAUCCGCUGCUACAGAACUUAAAGGAAAAGUGAAAUUAGGUGCCAUUGAUGCUACUGUAAACAAACUAAAAGCCAUUCAAUAUGAAAUUAAAGGAUAUCCUACAAUUAAAUAUUUUGCACCUGGUAAAAAAUCUUUUGAUUCUGUACAAGAAUAUGAUGGUGGUCGAACAAGUUUCGAUAUUGUAAGUUGGGCAACAGAAAAAUUGGCAGAAAAUGUACCAGCUCCAGAAGUAACUCAAAUUAUAAAUAAAGAAGCAUUGGAAAAUGCUUGUGAAGACAAACCAUUAUGCGUUGUAUCAGUUUUACCACAUAUCUUAGAUUGUCAGUCAGAAUGUAGAAAUAACUAUUUGAAAAUAUUGAAUGAAUUAGGAGAGAAAUAUAAGCAAAAAAUGUGGGGAUGGGUGUGGGCAGAAGCUAGUGCUCAACCUCACAUUGAAGAAGCAUUAGAAAUAGGAGGUUUUGGUUAUCCAGCAUUGGCGGUUGUAAAUAUCAAAAAGAUGAAAUACUCAUUACUUAAAGGAAGUUUCUCUUAUGUCGGUAUAGAUGAAUUUUUACGAGACUUAAGUUACGGACGAGGAGGUACGGCACCAUUAAAGGGUGCUCAUUUACCUAAGAUUCUUAUUACAACACCAUGGGAUGGCAAAAAUGCUGAACUGCCACCAGCAGAAGAAAUCGAUCUUAGUGAUAUAGAUCUUGACGAGAAGGAUGAAUUGUAAUUACAAUAGGCAACAUUUCUAAAAAAAAAUGUGCACAUCACAUACAUAUACCAUUAUAAGUAAUUCAGUACUUGUUUUUGUAUUAAAUUAUUAUUUUAAAUCGACAUCAUUACAUCUUGAUGUACAAUAAUAAUCGAAUAUCAUCGUCAUUAUAGCAUUAGGAAAAUUUGUCUUAUUUCCAGCAAAAGCGCAUCAUCAUUAUGUUAUUCAUACACCAAUCCUCAGGAAUUUUAACAGAGAUUUUCUAUUGAAGUGAAUUUUUACGAUGUCUUAUCUGUUCACUAUACAGUAAAAUACAGCAUAAUAUACAGUAUAAAGUUAAA